UUUCUACAUGACCUUAGCACCGUACAUUUUUCCAACAGAGACUGUAAUUCUGCCAGAUACAAAUACAACUGUUAACCAGAGAUCUUUACCAGUAAGCUAUUGGUUCCCAUUUGAUGAAGAAAAAUACUUCAAUAUAGCAUUUGGAUGGGAGAUAUUCAGUCUUACGUUAAGUGGGCAUAUGUCCUUCGCAAUGGACCUUUUCUUUUUCAGUACUCUGGCUUAUAUUCUGGGACAGUUAAGAAUUCUGAGAUUUAUGCUUGACAACUUUGAGAAAUACAGAGCAAAGGCCGAGGCUCAAACAAUGUCUACAGGUAGCACUGCAGAUAUUGUUACGUUGAAGCUUUUUAUUGCUGAACACCAACGAAUGAUGCGGUAA
Messenger RNA from Diabrotica virgifera virgifera (western corn rootworm), 376 nucleotides. RefSeq lists its product as uncharacterized. Gene Ontology annotation, biological process: sensory perception of smell. The record is from RefSeq and is a predicted model, not a curated record. Gene Ontology annotation, cellular component: membrane. Gene Ontology annotation, molecular function: olfactory receptor activity; odorant binding. The transcript has a single exon. Bases 8 to 376 code for a protein of 122 amino acids. Lineage: Eukaryota; Metazoa; Arthropoda; Insecta; Coleoptera; Chrysomelidae.